UUAUAAAAGCACCAAGACCUUUCUUUAUAUCAACGGCCAGAAAAGCCGUACCUCUACCGAACCCAAGAUCCAACGGUCCAAAUCUGUCCUCCCAACAAACACUGAUUCUAGGGUUUCUUCGAUUAUACACAUUAUGCUUCUUCUCUAGUCUGUCUUUCUAUCAACAGCUGAGCCAAACACAAAUACCCCUCUCACUUUCUCUACAAUUUUCCUUUCGAAUUUUCUCGAGAAACAAUCAUGGUGAAGGGCCCCGGUCUCUACUUGGAUAUCGGCAAGAAAGCCAGAGAUCUUCUUUACAAGGAUUACCAAAGCGACCACAAGUUCACCGUUACCACUUACACUUCUACUGGAGUUGCAAUCAGUUCAACUGGAAUUAGGAAGGGUGACCUCUAUCUGGGAGAUGUGAGCACUCAGCUGAAGAACAAGAACAUCACAACUGAUGUAAAAGUUGACACUGACUCUAAUCUUCGCACAACCAUUACCAUUGAUGAGCCUGCACCUGGUCUAAAGGCAAUCUUUAGCUUUAUUGUACCUGACCAGAGAUCUGGCAAGGUGGAGCUCCAAUAUCAGCAUGAGUAUGCUGGAAUAAGUACUAGCAUUGGGUUGACUGCCAAUCCGAUUGUUAACUUUUCUGGUGUUGUUGGGAACAAUCUUCUCUCGCUUGGAACAGAUCUUUCCUUUGAUACAGCCUCUGGAAACUUCACAAAAUGGAAUGCAGGGUUGAAUUUCACCCAUACUGAUCUCAUUGCUUCCCUUAUACUGAAUGAUAAAGCCGACACUGUUACUGCCUCCUACUACCACACUGUAAGUCCACUCACCAACACUGCUGUUGGCGCGGAGCUCUCCCAUAGCUUUUCAAGCAAUGAAAACAGUCUCACAAUUGGAACUCAGCAUGCGCUUGACCCCCUAACCACAGUGAAGGGUCGUGUGAAUAACUAUGGCAGGGCAAGUGCUCUCAUCCAGCAUGAGUGGCGCCCCAAAUCUUUCUUCACCAUCUCAGGAGAGGUUGAUACCCGGGCAAUCGAAAAGAGUGCAAAGAUCGGUUUGGCCUUGGCACUCAAGCCAUAGGCUUAAGCGGGUAUCCGGUGCAAAUGGGAAGGUGGGUUCAGUUUUUGCAUGGUGGAGGGCAAUAAGGGUAGUUAGAUAGAAGAAGAAUUUUCUCUGAUGAACUUGUGGUCCUAUUGUGGUGCUAUUCGUUUUUCAUUUCAUAUCUUGGUGGUAAUGGGUUGUAUAAAAUAAUUGGCACGGACCGAUAUCAUAUUCCUUCCGAAUUUCCGGCCAUCCCAAAGUCAAUGGAGGGUGUACUUCGAAGUUUAAACACAAUUUUAAUGGGGAGUUUCGUCACCUGAUAGUUUCAUGCA
Prunus avium (sweet cherry) is the source of this 1361-nucleotide messenger RNA. Its product is annotated as mitochondrial outer membrane protein porin of 36 kDa. Gene Ontology annotation, biological process: monoatomic anion transmembrane transport. Gene Ontology annotation, molecular function: voltage-gated monoatomic anion channel activity. NCBI's taxonomy places the organism in Eukaryota, Viridiplantae, Streptophyta, Magnoliopsida, Rosales, Rosaceae. Gene Ontology annotation, cellular component: mitochondrial outer membrane. The record is from RefSeq and is a predicted model, not a curated record.